AUGGGCUUCAUCACGGGCUUCCUCGGAGGCGUCACACUCACCACAGGCGUUCUCUACCUCAGCAUCUCCCUACACACACAAAACCGCAUAACACAAGCCGCGCUCCUACGGCAGCAACGCCAAGUCCUCACCGAAUUUUACGAGCCCAAGAAGCCAGAACCAGAGCCCACAAGCCGGGAAGCACCCGUCGGGCUAGCCGAGAUGGCCAAAGACCGCUGGAACCGAAGCCUCGAGGAGGGCGUGAAGAAGGUCUACACAACAGAUUGGCGGAGAGUACGGGAAGAGGCCGAGGACAGGGCGAGCGUCAUUAUGCAGAAGAUCAGGGAGAGCAGCAAAUGA
Messenger RNA from Alternaria ethzedia, 339 nucleotides. RefSeq lists its product as uncharacterized. Gene Ontology annotation, biological process: cristae formation. Gene Ontology annotation, cellular component: mitochondrial crista junction; MICOS complex. Lineage: Eukaryota; Fungi; Ascomycota; Dothideomycetes; Pleosporales; Pleosporaceae. The record is from RefSeq and is a predicted model, not a curated record. The coding region runs from base 1 to 339 and encodes 112 amino acids. The transcript is spliced from 2 exons.